AUGGAUGUGCCUGUGAGGCUUCCGCCCUCGCCCAACGACCAGGCUCGUCCCUCCGUCCGGAUGGAGGGUCGCUACUUGCAGGACACGGCCGUGAAAUUGGGCGAUGAUGCAUCGUACGACUUGGAGAAGGCCACAGAGAGGUCAAUGAUGUCUACUCCGCCGACCAUCACCCCUCCCAAGAGUCGGCUGUCCUCGAACAGAGAAGACGAGAAACUCAUGCGGAGCAGUUUUUUGGCCGAAGCUUCUGAUUGCAUUCGAUCCCUACAAGCGGUUUUCCAGAGCGCGAAUGCAUCGACCUGCUUUUCCCGUUUGGAUGAUUGGAGAAGAACGGAUUUGAGAGCCACAGCGCAGAUGCAGCAACAUGUGAAGACCCUACAAAGCUUAAACAACUCAGUGGCCGAGUUCUUGCAAAGGUGUUCCGCAGUCGAAACAUUUCAGGACUUUCAUUCGACCAUGGACCGCUUGUCAGAGGCAGUGUGUGAGAUGAGGGAUUUUCGAAGCGAGUUCACCUCCACCAUCGAUACCAUUGCCAAAGGAGUUGCAGAUCGCGUUCUGGCUAGCUUAAGCAAGGAUGCGGAAGAACGGUCUGCCUGGCUCCACUGUCAACUUGAGAAGCAUGGAGAGGUGCAAGAAAGCCUUGCGGCCACUCAACGCAAGAUUUGGCAUCGUUUGGAAAGCAUGGGCCGAUCCAUGGAGCAGCAGUUGAAGGAGACCCAACGUCGAUCGGAUCAAGUGGAGAAAUUGGAGGAGGUUCAGAAGGAGGAGCUGGAGCUUGCAGCUUCCUCCAACCCCUGGGAGACACGCGCUCGCCAGGUGCAGCAGGACUGCCGGACGCUUUUGGAACUCCAACACAGCGUCUUCAAGACCUUUGAGAACUCCUCUGAGCAGCAAGGUGCAUUGCAGGACAAUAUCUUCAGCACUAUCUCGCAAGAGAUGCAGAGCAUGAAUGGCUACAUCUUUCAAUCCCUCGGAUGGAGUCCUGAGACCCCGGCGGUGACCGAGAGCUUACACUCGCUGGAAGCUCGACUGAUGGAAUGGCACUCGCAGACUCUGCACGAGGCAGAGAGCCUUCGCCAGGAGCUCGCGCGGAGCGAGCUGACCCUGCGCGAGAACGAGCGCGCCAUCGCGGAAGCCCAUCUGCUCAGAGAGGAAUGCCUCUCACAGCAGGCUGCUUUGAAAGAAGAUGUGCAACACUUAGAAACUUCGUUGGAGCAGGUGAGCUCUGAGCUCAAGGACGCUCAGAUGGUCUCCAUGCUCAACAGCAUGAAGCGCUUGCGCGACAUUGAACUCCGCGGCAACGUGAAGGUGGACCGUCAAAGUGGAAGAAUCACAGCCGUAAAGGCCUUGGACUUCCUACCGGCUGCGCCGCCCAAAGAGAAAGGCCCCUUCCCCGUGACCUUUGCAAGUGAGACAGAGGCAGAGAAAGUUCUUGCAGAUCUCUUGGAAGUUGUCAUGAUGUUCGAUGCACCCCUGCAAAUCACUGUGGGUUGCAAGCAGGGACGGGGUGAUGCCGGCAUGUGGCAAGAGAUGGUAACGAAGCGCGCCAGCCUUGUGAAGGAACAUUUGGUGAGGUGUGGUCGAAGCGAGGAGGACAUUAGCAUCACCGGAUCCAUGGUCGCGCCAGAGUUCUAUGCUCAGCUGCAAGACACCAAGAUCUUCCCCCCAGCGCCACCACCUCCACUGCCCAACAAGGGCCGAUCGAAAUCACCGAACAGGAGGAGGUGA
Messenger RNA from Durusdinium trenchii, 1725 nucleotides. The record is from the annotation of a GenBank genome assembly. Lineage: Eukaryota; Dinophyceae; Suessiales; Symbiodiniaceae.